Culex quinquefasciatus (southern house mosquito) is the source of this 1463-nucleotide messenger RNA. RefSeq lists its product as uncharacterized. The transcript has 4 exons. Gene Ontology annotation, biological process: mitotic chromosome condensation. Lineage: Eukaryota; Metazoa; Arthropoda; Insecta; Diptera; Culicidae. Gene Ontology annotation, cellular component: condensed chromosome; cytoplasm; condensin complex. The record is from RefSeq and is a predicted model, not a curated record. The coding region runs from base 553 to 1092 and encodes 179 amino acids.
AAUCCGGUUCGUUCCGUCGUACAUUUGGUUGUUUCGCGUCCGCGAAGUGCCUCUCUCGAAAAGGAGCCAUGAAUCGUUGCCGCGCGAAAGCGAUCCCGUAAACGUCGCCGAAUGCUCGAGAACCAGGAGUAGGUUAGGUUUCGGUGCUGUAGUUGGAUUUGGGCAACUUCCGGAACGAGAUUUUGCGGAUUUUUUCCGAUAAAGAAGCCGGACUCGAUGUUUGUGGGGCUGACGAGCGGAUGAGGAGAAUCUGGAGGACGGAGGAGGAGGCGAUCCGGUACGCGCUUCGAUUUCUGGUUGAUUUGGUCAAUUGCUAGGUCAUCUCAACGAAAUCGUUGCUUCAGCUGUUGUGCGUGAUCGGUACGUCGUUGCGAUCCUUUCGACGUUGCUUUGGGUUGUCCGUACAUCCAGAUAAGCAGAUACCCGGUCAAGCAGUACAAAGUGGCCCAGCGGGUCGUCAAGAACGUGCUCAUUUCGCAGUGGUUCGAGUCGUACCAGAAGGAUAAUGUGGCGUUCGUGAAGGCGCUCAAAAUCGACGUGGACGAGAAGGAGAUGGGGGAGAUCUUUACUAAAUACGACAUCAACGACGCCACCACGAUGCUCGGGCCGCGCGAAGAGGACAAAACGAUCCCGUUGAAGAAACUCACCAUCGAGACGGCCGUCUGCUGGCAAGCGCUGCUCAAGAUCCUCCAACACACCGAGUCGUACGAGCUGGACGCGUACAAUGUGGAUCUGACGGCGUUUUGCAACUACGUUAAGACCUUUGCGGACACGCCGACGCUGUGCAACAACAUCCGGCAGUUGGCAUACGAUCCGUCAAUGACGGCGGACAAGUUACAGAAGAUGUACUUCCAGUCGAUGAUGCAGGUGCUGCUAGAGAUUGUGACGUCGUACGAUCUGGGUGACGAGGUCGGUCGGGAGAACUUGAAGAAGGUGCUGGCGGAAAUGUUGGCUUGCGGCGAUCUUGGCGAGGGCAACGUGAAGACGAUUAUGUCCAUCUUUGAGCGGUUGGUGGGUUAUGUCGAGCAGAGGUUCCGAUUCUGUGUGGAUUUGAUCAACGGAAUUUUGGAACCCUCGCGAGCGGUUGUUUAGAACACGUCGCGAUCGUUGAUGGAUGAGUACUUGGGAAAGAACCCGGACAAGAGUCUGCAGAUGAAGAUUUCCUCGCUUCGAUUGAACAUAAUGGACUUGAAGAAGCAGGAGAUGGACAAGGUCAACAAGAAGGAUUAUGGCGGUGCGCAGCGAGUGUUGGACGAGUUGGCCACCGCCAAUGACGUACACACGGUCACUAUCUGGUUCAUGUACAAAUGUCAUUCCGCAAAACCGGCUGGAAAUCUAACUAGGUUGUGUGAGCGCCGUUGACGAGUACCAAGGUGGACUGAUGUUCAUUCUAGACGUUUCGCGCCGUGUUUUGCUGCAGAUCACCGAAAUUAGGACUUUGGUGUUUGAAUUACAGCGGUGUU